Molecule: messenger RNA, 13374 nt
Organism: Nicrophorus vespilloides
Lineage: Eukaryota; Metazoa; Arthropoda; Insecta; Coleoptera; Silphidae
Gene: Bruce
Product: baculoviral IAP repeat-containing protein 6
Exons: 18
Coding region: 48-13148 (4366 amino acids)
Biological process (GO): regulation of cytokinesis; apoptotic process; negative regulation of apoptotic process
Cellular component (GO): nucleus
Molecular function (GO): ubiquitin conjugating enzyme activity; cysteine-type endopeptidase inhibitor activity; protein binding
Source: RefSeq, a predicted model, not a curated record
AAGUUGUCGACUAUUAGACAGAAACCUAUGUUGAACCUGUAAUUGUAAUGGUAAUAUCUUCAAUGGCGCAAGAUGUGUUUAGCAAAAUGGCUGAGGAACCUUGUUUAUUAAAAGAAGACGGUUAUUUAAAUGCCGACACCGAUUUAAAGCAAAUAGUUUAUCAUCCAACGCUCAACGUUAUUCUGAUUUGUACAAAUUCCGGCGUCGUACGAGUCCUAGAUGUCAACUCGGGUGUUGUUCUGCAAUCCACUAAUCUAUCAGCACAAGAGCAGAAUGAAAUCAAAUGUCAAUACAUUUGUGGUCAGGACAGGACAUUGUUCUGCGAUGGCCAAACAUUGGGUGUCAGAUCUGAUUAUAAUGGUGUUCUGCUUCUUGACACAAUCCUACAAAAAUCAGUAACCAGUGGAAGAGAGGAUGUCCAAUUGGAAUUACUUCUAUCAGAGGCAAUGAUCCUAAAACAAUGCUUAUCAAUUGUAAACAAUCCUACUGUUGAGUAUGUGAUAAAUGAGUUGAAUGGUAAAAUACAGGAAGCCCAAAAGCAAUGCAAAAAAGGAAUCAAAGCACAGAAGUGGAACACAGUUUGUAUAGAGGUUCCCCUAGAAGUGCUUUCUUCAGCGGCAAGUAGCGUUAUGACGGAAUUGAUUGUAAAAAAUCAACAUAGCCCAGAGAUUGGCGUUGCUUCUGCUAUUCAAGAACGAGCUUCAGAAUUACUAGGGGAACCAUUUUCAGCUUCUGAUAGAAAAGCCAUGGCAAGUGAGGCAAAACGUCGUGAAACUUUUGCUCAAUGGCCCCAUAUGGACUAUAAGUGGGCGUUACCUGAUCAAAUGGCGCAAGCCGGGUUUUACCACCAGCCGAAUUCGGCGGGAGAUGAUCGAGCGAUGUGCUUUAUGUGCACCGUUUGUUUAGUAUGCUGGGAAAGAACUGAUGAGCCCUGGAGUGAGCAUGAAAGGCAUUCGCCAACUUGUCCUUUUGUCAUGGGAGAAUAUACUCAAAAUGUACCAUUAUCGGUUACCUUUGCCACAAAUCCUGCUGUUGACGCUACCUAUAGAGGCGUCGGAGUUAAUACACUUGGGACCAGUUCUGUACCUCAUUUGUUUCCAACAUCUAACAAAGACGGUUUAGUUGCUGUCUAUGAUGUAUCCGGCAAGAUCAAACGGACGCAUGCAUUUUUUGUCACCCAAUAUGAUUCUCAUCUUCUAGAAAAGUUUACUGAAGAUUUCAGUACUCUAAAUUCUUGUCAUUCUGACGAAGUAGGUAAAAGCGGGAUUGAAAAGGAAAUAACAGCUUUGACGUUAGUUGGUGAGAAAUCGUCGAAAGUGGUAUCGAAGUGUUCAAAAACCAAUAAUAACAUUCGUCCGUCGGUUAUUUGUGGAAUUAUGAUUAGAGAUAACGAGUCCUUGUCAGUAAACGCUCUAAAUGAUCAAAACCGAACCGAACUAAAUAUUAUGGAAGUGGAUGACAGUCAAGAUUGCUCUUCAAAUAAUAGCUGUUUAUAUUUGGUUGUCUACGAUUUUCAAUACACCAAAGAUAUGGAUAUGGAAAAUAAGGAGCCUUCGGACAUUACAAACGAUUUCUUAUCAAAGAGCAGCCUUUUUCCUCCUUUCGAUAUGGACAGUUUUGGCGGUAUGUCCGCAUUGAAACCGCUCAAAGAAGCUGCUGACAAAUACAUUCUCUCGCAUGAGUUUACGAUGUAUCAAAAUUUAAUACCCGGCGAAAGUGACGCAAUUUUUAUACCUCCGACUAUACCAUCACAGAAGGAACAUCCUGGUCCACGUUCAAUUCCGAUUGAUUACAAGAAGUUGGCGGAUAUGGAAUCUGAACAAGCGGCGGUCAUUUCGUCUGAUUUUGAACUCACCUCGGAAAAAUCGGAGAAGAGCAUUUCGGAUCACAUCAGUGACAUACAGAACUCUAAAACAAAAAGAAAGAAGCUUAAUUAUUCGAGGGCUGUGCAAUGUAUUUCAAUACCUGACACUUAUAAGAACCGUCAGGAUCUUAAGAUUUCCAACAUAAUACCCAGCCAGGAUGGCCGUUUUAUUCUGGUUGUUCUAAAAUCCGUCUGUGAUAUGAAAAAUUCCGCUUUGAUGCUUUACUCCCUCGAUUUCUCAGAUCGAAUGGUGAAGGUGGAGCCUCAAGGUGUAAUGUUACGUGAGCUUGCAUCAUAUGAAAACCCCGUGGAAGUUAGCCUAAUCCCUGUGUUAGAUAAAACCUUGGAGUCGCAAAACAAAUUAGGAGUGGACGGUCUAGUUAUAAUGGUAUGCGAAGACGGGGCUGUACGUGUUUUAGAUUUAGCCAAUUUAAAAAUUAUAGCUGUAGCCAAGUUGGAUUCCGAGAAAUUUGUGUCUGCUGUGUAUUGCAACAGUUUAGAACGGCUAUGUGCUUCGACCGAGAAAGGUUCGCUUCAUUUCUAUGCUUUGAAUGAUACCGAUAGUGAUUCCACAGAAGAGCACGAAGAGGAUGACAUGAUGAGUGCGAAUGCGGACUCGUCUGGAAUCAAUCCGAAUACGGAUACGACAGACGGAUGGGAAACAAAUCAAUGCUUUCACGAUCCUCCUGAUAUAAUUCCAUUGGCGGAAUUAAAGCGAUUGCAUUCUCUUUGCAAUUUUGAGCCUUUUAAAGGUGGCUUUAAUCCAGUGGUUCCGCCUUGCUGGAGUGAAAUGCAGCAGGCUCCAAGACAACGUAGGCAUCCCCAAGCUCUGCAAAAAGAUAAAGAACAAUUAACAAAGACUUGGCGAUUGCAAACUGAUACGACAACAUGGGACGAACAUGUUUUUGAAAUUAUUUUACCAACACCAACCAAUAUUGGCCACGUGGAUGUUAAUUUUGUCAUGCAUAAUCCAACGAAUACUCCUAAUGUUGAAUUCACUUUACUGAGACAAAACUCUACGAGUAUUGGUCAUAAGAGAGAUGUGAAAUUUUCGGUUGAUGACAUCGUCACUUUUGAUCAAUUAGAGAAUACGAAGAACCCGGUUACAUCGCAGGAGUAUCUACGAGCUCACAAUGCAGACAUUUUAGCGGGACCAAUUGAUAUAACAAAUUGCGUGGAUCUGACAGAAAAAUCAGGAUGUGUAACGCUCACAAGUCCAAAGCUUUUCCGAUCAAGAAACAGGAAUUUACUAUUGCAUAUAAAAUCCGUGUGUAAGAAGGAAGAGAUAGCUUCGGUCGGCAGUUCGACACGAGCUAAACGACCUUCCGGUAGUACAACAAAUGCAGAAUACAUGGGCUGUGAUUGCAUACACGAAUUAACUAUCACCGUUUACAGCAGUACUCAUACUGACAUCCCGCACGAACGUUCAUUAAGAUGUUCAAUGCUUGAAUCAAAAUCAUUUGUUCAAAGUUUGUUAUUGACGUGUAUCAAUGAUCCACUACAAGAGUCGCAAUGCGUAGCUUUAGAUAUCUUGAAUUGGGUUGCUUCAAUUCGCAUAGCUGGAAACAGGAGCUGCGAAGAACCGAACACUCAGCAGGCAGAAUUCUUUGAAUGCGUAGAGGCCAAAAUUUUAGAUUUACUAACGAGUUGUGCACUCCAUUCUGGGCGAAACAUUGCAUAUAAAUGUGUGAAACUCUUGGUACUUUGCUCAGAGAACAGCUCCAAUGAUAAUUUUGACACAUCUAUAUUAAAUUCGUUAUUGGAAUUGGUACCAAAAAUAUAUGAAGUUAAAUCUGCAGGAGCUAUACAUUGUAUUUCUAUCCUCAUAUAUAAGGUGGCCAAAAAUAAUGAAUUAGUGAGACAGUUAACAGCGAGGUGUGUCAAUUUAUUGACUGAAGUGGCGGAUCAACUGAAUAAACGCAUCAAUCCUUACCAUCUGAUACUAAGAAGCAGGUAUGGUCUUUACGGUACACCUCUGGAACCGGAAUUAUUUGAUGUAGAUGCCCCUUCACCUAUGAAAGCAUCGAAUUCUACAGUAACUUAUGCAUCGGUAGUAGCCGGAGAAAAUGUACCGCCAUGUUCCGACUUCCAUACAAACUUUGCCUUUAAUAAGGAUAUAUUAGAUGCUCGUGAAGUACUAUUGAAUGUGAACGAAACGAAAUCGUUAAAACUUAAAAACAUAACAACAUCCAAAUUAUUUCGGGGUUUACUCGAAACGGAACAUUUGCAUUUUGUAUGCAUUGCUGCAAGCGAUGGAACUAGAAUGGAAAGAGCAGAAAUGGGUAGUAACAAUAUUAUACCUAAUGUCGUACCUUUCACAGUGACUAAUGUGAAUUCCGCUUCAAAGACAGUCGAAGUCGAACAGUUACUAGGCGAUUUCGAUUUGAUGUCUGCACCUGAUAAAACCGAAAAGAUUAUCAACAGUGCAGCAGGAACUAGCAACGGUCAUUCCAUGAACGACAGCUUAUUGAACAAUGUACUAAUAUAUAGUGAGAAUAUGGCAAACGAAGGAUUUGCCAAAAUUUUCAAACCGAAAAUUACGUCUGCCGCAGAUGCUCUUGGAUCCGAAGUUGUUGAAAGCAUGAAUGAAUAUCCUGUUAAAGCACCCACCAGGUGCGCCGAGGAGAUUCUAUCGCCUAAUCGCAGUUUACCAUGGCAGCAGCUACUUGUAGCACCAUCGCAGCAGGUAAUUGUUGUGGAGAGGAUGCAUUCCGGUGCUCGUCGCUUCGUUACACUAGACUUUGGACAACCGAUUUUAUUGACUGAUUUAUUCAUACCGAUGUGCCUGGAAUUGCUUUCAAUAAGCAUUGAUAUAGGUUUAAAAGCUGCCGAUGAUUCGGACAUGGUUUGUCUAAUUACAUCCACUGAUAUUAGCACAAAGAACAUUGCAAUGAGCAAUAUCCAAUCGCCACCGUUGUGCCGGUAUAUGAAGAUCACCGCUGUCGGCAUUUAUGGAAUGUCGUCCACACGUUGUCGCAUCCCGAUUGGUUCGUUCUAUGGACAUCUGAUUGUGCUCCCUGAUGAAAUAUCCGAGGAGAAUGCUGCAGCUAUAACGCCGCCUACUCACGCCGAAUUGGAUAAACAAUUAAAUGUAUUAUCGAUGUUAUUCGAAGAUGUCUCUUGUCGAUACAGCUUAGCUUGUUCCAAAUUGAAAAAUUUGCUUCAGCCAUUUUUAAUGUCUGAUACAACGAACACAGCUCAUCUGAAUGCAUACAUGGAUAUCAUGAAAGAUAAGAGUAAUUGCUCGGUAUUCGAUAAUAUGAAAAUCUUCAACGCCUACCAAGAGGCAAUUACGUACCAGCGUCAAUUAAACACUGUACGCAAUGUGAUCACUCGCAUCGAAACCUCUCUGAAUAAGCAAACAAAAUCUGCAUGGGACACUUGCAUGGAUGAAGUUAGUACCGACAAAUUGCGUUGUAUUGCAGAGGUGAUGCUCGAAGCUCUGUUAGUCGUUGACACAAUUCCGAAAAUACCGCUUCCAACGUGUGAGAAAAUCUUCCGUGGAUUUUGUAUUACACAGAGGUCACACUUGCAAUUCUUGGCGGCCACUGUUUUAGACCAAUCUUGCAGGAAAAAAUGUUUUUGGGGUGUCUUUUUGGCCGACACAUUAGCCGAAAUGUUCUCAUCAUCUUACACAUCGAAAUUUCCUCAAGAUAGAGUCUUCAUUCUACUUGCUUAUUUAGCUAAGAGAUGUUCAGAGCGUAGCAUAGCUCUCGAUUCUACACUAAGAGUAAUUGCAGAGACAUUGCAGCCGAUGAACGACCAUCGCAAAGGAUUAUUGGGAGUUUCUGUAGAUUUAUCACUAUUGGGAUGGCAACUACUUUUCCUCUCGUUGCAAUUGGAUUUGUCUAAAGGCUCACUCCAAAACUCUACCAGGUGGGAUUGGGUUACGGGAGAGAUGGGCGGUGGUAAAGGUAACGAUAGUGUACACUCCAACUAUAGAAGAAAAUUACAUAAAAGGUUUUUGAUGUAUAAACAACAUUUAGACCAACUGAACAUGGAUUACAAUCAGAAAGUAGUACAAAGCUCAGCUCAAGCAUUCUCCGCGCUUACAAAUCAGGCUCAAACGUUAACAGAAAAACUUGAAAAAGCUUUAAAAGGACCGAACGGUAUAUUUUCAAAGUUAAAAACUAAAAUCAAGAAGGAUCAAGUAAAAGAACCGGCUCCUGCUUCAAAAGUAGGAAAGCGACGACGAGAUAAUACAACGGAGGCUGCCAAUGAGAAGAACGCCUCCCAAAUUUCUGAACCGCAGUAUGUAGAUUCGACACAUUGCUUAACAGUCGUGAGGGGAUUGGUGUCUCUGCUUUUAGCCAUGGAUCAUUCUUGUAGCGCAGAUCUAUUUGUUCUCUCAUGCAAGGUCAUAGCGAGAUUGGUAAAAUUAUCAAAUCUAUUGGUGGAAGAGUAUUUGAACGAAGAAAAGCUAUUGAAGCUAAUUAAUUUAUCGAUUGGUUCCGAAUUACCAUUUGCAACUCAUGCUUUGGCAUGUUUUUUGCAAGAUGUCUUGGAGGUUGGAAAGACUAUUCCUACAAAAAUCGAGGUCGAUAUACCAGCACCCUCCACCAGUUGGACUCCUGUAGACAUCCUGGACAACUUAGUCGAUACUUUUGAUGUGGAUGAUACAUUAAUGUCAGAUCCUAUGGCGAAGCAGGGUAAAACUUCCACAAGUAACAACCAUUUGCCAUCCGUAUUCGAAUCCGAUGAUUCUGAAGUCGAGGAAUUUUUGGACGAAGUAUUGGAACGCGGCCGAAAUAUACUUAGGAAAAACGCAAAGACACCAUUAAUAAGUACAGGCUGUUCAAGCGCAAUUGAUCAGCGACUUGACGUCGGAGUCGAGUGUCAGGCUGAAGUUAUAAUGCGAAGGCUAGUAUUGUGUAACACUCACACACUAAUGCAAAAUGUUAACUCUCCAGCGAAUGUUGUCGAAGUUGAAUGUAAGGUGCCCAAGUGGCCUGAAAAUCUUACAGCACCAGCGAGUAACGCGGUACCAAGAGCUCGUUCACUUAGCAAUACGGCAUUGAUGACCGGAUGCUUUGACAUGCUCUUUAAAGAUUUGGACUUAUACAAUGCCAGCAAAAUCGAACAAAUCUUACAAUUGUGGUUGACGUUGAAUUGCCCGAAUUCCGAGGAAAAUUUUAAUCCCGCUACUAUGCCAGUGAUCGCUCUCAGCGUCGAGGCAAUCAACUCAUUGAUAUCUACAAUUGCUUGGUGUUCAGAUUUAUCGCUACGAACUUGGUGCUCGGCUUUACAAACAUUAACUAUGAUGUGCAACAUCUGCCAAGGUAAAUUCUUCGAGAACAACGACGGCGAAGAAGAAGAUAUAACAAAUAUGUUCGGUAAAGUAUCUGUAAUAAUCAAUCAUUCGGACUUUGUGCAGAUGCUUCUUAGGCUACUUUCUGGUACUGGUAUACAAUUAUCAGAAAGAGGAUUGGCGGGACCCGCUGUGUGUAAAGCUAUGCAUGAUUUCUUGAUGCGCCUCCAAAUGCGUUGCGAUGUUACGAAUUCUUCAAGCUUAAUGGGAACUAUGUUUAAAAGUUACAUGUUAAAAGUUGUAUAUCAACUAGUUCAACCUACUGGACCUUUUGUUUCAAAGUUAGGGCCUCUCGAUGCCCAAUGUAAAUUCUUACAGUGUUUGGUUUGCCUAGAAUAUAGUAGCACUGAUUUGAGUAUUGCCAUGAGCAUUUUGGAAAGUACUGCUGCACUGGUAUAUUCCCAUGUUUCAAAUGUAGAAAGGAUAAAAUGUGUGAACAUCGGUGAAAAGUUGAGUGGAGCCACGAACACAUUCAGCAUAUUUGCAUCGGUCCUCGGUGGAGAAACAAACAAGCAAGAUAAACCCGUAUCCUGGGAUGUGUUACUCAUUUAUCUUUUGAAACUCUUGGGAAGCUUAGUGCAGACGCCAUUACCAAGCACGAGUACAGAACAAGUUGAAUACAUGGAAACUGAUAAUCAGUUGAAUCAUUCGCAAACCGAUGAGAGUAAAGCAGAACAAAUCCACCAGGAUCCUAGCAAUGGAGUAAGAAGCAGUCCACCAGUGCCCUGUCUAGCUGAUACUGUCUUGCAACAUCAUCCUAGCAUUAUUCGAUUCUGCAAAGCUUUAGCAACAUGUAAAGCAACUUCUCUUUGCAUGAUUUCAUAUAGCUAUUUAAAUACGCAGAACGUAUUCUCUGAUCUCCGAGAGCCAGGAAGUGUUGGUGAUUCAGUGUUCAAUGUGCUUGUUUCAUUGGCUAGAAAGGCUUCCAGAAAGGAAUUGGUGAUGGAACCUUUGCUGAUGUUCCUCUCACAAAGUCCGCAAUUAAGUGAACCAUUAAUAUGGUUUAUUAUUCAAGUAUUGGAUACUGCAGAAGCUUUGCAAACAUUUGUCCAAACUGGCGGUGUGAAAAUCAUAUGCGAAAGCUUAGUGAAAAGCAGUAACGCGCCAAAUACUAUAUCAGGUAUUGGAAACAUUUCAAUGGUGAUGCAACAUUUCAUUGGACAGAAUGCGAAAACGGAGGCUAGCGCCAUAGGAGUGCCAUCCAAUACGAAAAAACAGCAACAGGCGAGUCUAGAAAACAAUUUGAACUUGGUAAAUUUCGCGCCACAAGGCACGAUCCGUUGUUCAGCUGCGAGCACAGCCCAUUCGCCUGAAAUUUUGAUCCAAGGCGGGCAAGCCACACACAGGAGAGCCCGAGCUGCUCAAUGGGCAUACCAUUUCUACCCGGAAGAAGCCCAUGCAGAUUUAACAAUUCAACUGCCUAGUGCCAUUCUAUUAAGAGAGGUGCACAUACAACCACAUCAAGGCACGUUGGCCACGUGUCCUUCUGCCGUUUCCCUCGAAGUUUCAGCCGAUGGACCAUGGAGAUUAGUUCCAGCAUGUCCCCCGUUGCCAACGAGCGGAAUGGCGUUUAUCCGUCUGCAUUUGCCAACACCCGAAGUUGUGAAUUGUGUUCAAAUAAGAUUAUACAAACCACGCGAUGCAAGUAAUAUCGGAUUGUCGCAAAUCCGUCUUCUCGGCACAUCAGCGUUCGGUGGUAAUGCAAGGCAACAGGUUAUGGAUUUAUCAGAAGAUGAAUCUCACUGCAGGUACAGUUUAGGCUGGCUAAGAUUGUUGCACCAUUGCUGCACGCUAUCCGCAGAAUCUGAAUUAGAACACGAAAUUGUUUCACAAGCUGCAGAAAUACAAGAUUUACUAUCAACCUGUUGCGGAUUGCUGCUAGUCCCAACUCAUAUACCAGCAUUGUACUUAGGAAAUUUAGAGAAAGUAUUAUGCGAUUUAAGUUUAUUCAAUAGAGAUAACGGAUUGCAAACUAUUAUGACUCUGCUAGAUAGCAGGCCGAACACCACAGAACCCAGUAUUCUUCUGAACAUGGGUAGCGGGAAAAUGUUAAUGAACUCCCCUGGUGCCAAAUCAGCAUGUGAAUUGCUUUAUCGAAUCUGUGGACAUCAAGAUGAAGAUACUGUACAUCGCGUGGCUUUGGUUUUUAACUGGUUGGAAACGGUUGCAUGUAGAGCCAUUACAACUAGAAACGUGUCGAAUUGUAGUCCAGCUUAUGUGUCUAUAAUUGCUUCGAUCAUCUGGGAUGCCAAACAGGCAGAUGUGGCGUACGACUUGCACGGUAUGAUCACUAUCGACUUAUUUUACCGCAUUUACGAAUUCGGAACGCUCUCACGACAAAACCCAGCUUUGAAAUAUGCCAUUGAUUCGCUACUCUGCUCUAUCUGCCAUGUGAGAACUGAAUUCUUCCCAGUGAUGCUCCAAAAAAUUGGAGUUCUUGUACCGAAUCUGAGCACCGAUCACGACGCUUCUAUUUCGGACGAUCGCAAGGAUUCUGAAAGUAUGACCGAUGACGGCAAGGAAAACUUUACAUCGAAUUCUGAGUGGUACGAGCGACUCAUUAUUAAGAACGUUAAUGAUCUAUUUUUGAACAAGGACUCUUUAGAAACAAUAGCACUAGUGAGUAGAUCUCCGUCUGCCAUUCAACAGUUACUAGAUUCCAGAUUACCGAAAUUACUCAAUUCUAUUAUUCUGGAUUACUGUACUGGACUUAAUCAAGAGGCGCCGAUGUGCACAGUAGACAAUGUGACCGCAAUCUUAAAGUUCUUUUCGGAUAUAUGCGAAGAAAAAUUGAUGCGAGAUUGGUUGGGAUCAGGGGACGGAUCGUUGUUCUGGUUACCUUUGCUACAAUACCUUUGCCAAAGAACUACGGAGAAACGAUCAAAUUUGAGCUCAGAGGCGCACACUUACCUCGAGGAGGUAUGCGUACGUUUUUUGUCGAAAUGCUGCCUGUGCCAUCCCAACAAUCAACAGCUGUUGGCGAAGGUUUUGUGUGAUGUGAUAAUACAGCAGAGCAAUGGCAUUUCCGGUUUCUUGAGGCGACUGAUUUUACAACUUCUCUUGGAGAAUGAAAAGAUCCCGGUGAGCGUGAAAGCAGAUGAGACGCUCUAUAAAAAUUCUACUGUUUUGCAUCCGUACUUGCCACUUCAUCCCGCAUUCAAGCAAACCCAUGAUCGUGCAUUACUAUAUUUAGGUACGAAUACCACUAUUGCUGACAUCCUGGAACAGCAUGUAUCUUUUUCAUCGUCAAUUAAAUCCGACAAUACAACUAAGAAAGACAGUAUGUACAACAUGAAAACCUGGUGUUUUAUGGCUGCUGAUUCUGAUUUGAGCGUGGCUGCUGGAGUAACUGCUAAAGAUAAAAGGGCUAAAGAUGCUAAGAACCUUGCAACUUCGACUCCCAUUUCGAAAAAGAAACGCUAUGUGCUGAAUGACCAGCCAAAUGGAAAUGAUGCAAUUGAAGGCAGAGUGGUUAAAUGCUCCGCAUUGUGCGAUCAACCACUUCCACUGGCAUUGUCUUUGGCUCAAGUACUGAGAAUGAUUGAGAUGAAAGGAAUGCAUGCCGAUUUAACUUGUUUACAUUUGACUAUUUGCCAAAGUAAAAAUGAAGAAGACAAUAACAAAAUGAAGGUGAAUAUGAUGUAUCAAAUGCCCUUGAGCAGUAUGCUGCAAGUAUUCAGCUCAAUGGGAGGAUUAGCUCUGUUGGCCCAACAUCUGCCAACUGUAUAUCCUGAAUCGAUUGGAACUCCGCCUGCUGAAAAGACAAGCGGCGAUCAAUCUGAAUCCGAUUGGAUUAAAGUUGAAGGGAGUGAUGAUAAUUAUGAAGAUAUCGACGAUGGACCGGGUUCCAGUACUCCCACGAAAGUGUCAGGAAUUGCGCAGAAUGUACCUCCGCACUCGCUCACAGCUUUCGGUUUAUUCUUGAGGUUACCAGGAUAUGCAGAGGUAUUAUUGAAAGAUAUGAAGAAAGCCCUAUGCUUGUUACGUUUAGUGUUGGGCGUGACUGAUGACGGUGAAGGCGCUGAUAUUUUCCACAGUACAGUAGCGGACUCAUUGCCGACGUUACCGUUUGAAGUACUCAGAAGAUUGUACGAUAGUAGUCCAUUGUCAACUGACGAUGGAACUUUAUUAAGACGCUUAAGUAUUUCGACAGGGGUUGUACAUCUACUGUUAACCUGCUUAGGAAUAUUUACACAUCAGACUCAAUGUAACCAGCAAAAGGAUAGUAAAGUAAAAGAUGACAAGGGGCAGUUGUAUUGGGCAAAAGGCACAGGAUUUGGAACUGGUUCAACACAGCAAAGUUGGAACGUCGAACAGGCUUUAUUAAAGCAAAGGAGUGAAGAGGAACAUGUAACAGUUCUUCUGCAAGUGCUCUCCAGUUAUAUCAAUCCCAGCGGGAAGGACACAGAAGAACUAACAUCCCGAGUGCUUCCUACCGUCUUCGAAGAAUUGCUCGCCGGUAGUGCAUUAUUGCCUGCCCUCAAUUCCUAUUUAAGAAACGAUUCAGUAUUGGAUAUGGCACGACACAUUCCAUUAUACCGGGCUGCUCUGGAAUUACUGCGUGCCAUGGCGGUUAGUUGCCAAUUAGUCAAACUUCUGGUACCACAAGAAGUUAGCGCUAGUCAAAGUAGGCUGUCCAUAAGUUCGUUGUUGGAAAAUAUGACAACCUGUGUGGACACAUACGCGUCCAAACUCAGGUCAGCACAAUCAAAUAAAACGACUAACAACAAAAGUGGUUCAAGCAAAUACAAGUUCAAAGUAGGUGCUCCAUUGGAGGACAUGGAGCGAGACGAAGGUUUGGUUAAGUUGAUGCGAGACAUAAAGAAUACAGCCGAGCUUGUUUGCGCGGCCACCGACAAAUUGAUGGAUACCAAGUUCGAGAACUCCAAAAUUACUUCCAUCGAAAAGCCGUUAUCCAUUUCUCCCGAAGAACAAUAUUUAAAAAUUAUGAAAACACUGCAAUUCGAUACGUUCGAAAUGAUCCUCGAGUUACCCGAAGGAGGAUACAAGUUUGUUAUAUCCCACCAUUACGAAGGCAACGUGCGUUCAGCUGGAGAAUCUUCACAUCCAGCGCGCGUCAAGCGUUUGGCUCAAGAAGCUGUAACAUUGGCAACAAGUUUACCUCUCAGCCACAGUAGUUCGGUAUUCGUAAGAUGCGAUACUGAUCGCCUAGAUAUUAUGAAGGUACUGAUAACAGGACCAGCCGACACGCCAUAUGCAAACGGUUGCUUCGAAUUCGAUGUGUACUUCCCUUCGGACUAUCCUUUGGCGCCAAUGAUGAUCAAUUUGGAGACCACCGGACUACACAGCGUACGCUUCAAUCCGAACUUGUACAACGAUGGGAAAGUUUGCUUGUCUGUGUUGAAUACGUGGCACGGAAGGCCAGAGGAGAAGUGGAAUGCUCAAACAUCAAGUUUCCUGCAGGUGCUGGUCUCUAUACAAUCGCUGAUUUUAGUGUCGGAGCCAUAUUUUAACGAACCCGGAUACGAAAGGUCUAGGGGUACCCCAUCAGGUACCCAAAGUUCGAAAGAGUACAACGCAAACAUUUGCCAGGCCACGGUGAGGUGGGCAAUGUUGGAGCAGCUUUUGAAUCCGUGCCCUUGUUUCAAGGAUGUAAUUUAUGCGCACUUCUACAUCAAGCGCCAAGAAAUUAUGGAACAAUGUGAGCGAUGGCUGAGAGAUUUAGAGAAUGACAACAUAGAGAAGCGAACGAACAGGACUGGCAAUAAGCGAAACAUCUUUACGACUUUGGAUGUUUUCAAGAAGUCCUACGAGACCUUGAAAAGCAUGUUGUUGAAGUUGAAACCUCCGGAAGGUGUCGAAGAUGAUGGUCUGGUACCGACGCCUUCCCCAGUGGUUACCCCACAAUCGCCUACCAGUAUGGACGUGGACAAAACUGUGAAUGGUGUUCAGAGUGAACAACACGAUCUUGUUGAUAUUGACAUGGAGAAAAUGGUGAGCGACAUGUGUGAGUGAUAUUGUAAAUUAUUCUGUGUCAAUGCAUUUAAUUAAGUUUCGUAGUUUAUUACCGCCCCUCCAUACACUUACUGUAAAAUUUUCCUGUAUUUAAGUUUCAUUUUAUUUUUUCGAAGCGAAGUAGCUUUAAUUAAACAACAAAAGAAAUAUUUUCAUAUCUAGUUUAUAAAUGUAAAGAGGAUCCUCGUCCUCAGUAUUACUACGUUCAUUUGUGUUUACUUCCUUC